AUGGACAUACCUGGUUAUUACCCACAGCCACUAGUCCACCAGUCUGGUAACUAUCCACAGGAUCUGUUAGUAUUGGAGGGAUCAGCAACACCUCAGGAACCAAAGUCCGAGGCAGCCGGCAGGUCAGAGCCAGAGGAGCGCUGUCCUGUUUGUGGUGACAGAGUGUCAGGAUAUCACUAUGGGCUGCUCACCUGUGAGAGCUGUAAGGGUUUCUUUAAACGCUCAGUGCAGAACAACAAACUCUACACUUGUGUAGACCAACAAAGCUGCCCGAUGAACCUUUCUCAGAGGAAACGUUGUCCUUUCUGCCGCUUCCAGAAGUGUUUGGCCGUAGGCAUGAAGAGAGAAGCUGUAAGAGCAGACAGAAUGAGAGGAGGCAGGAAUAAAUUUGGACCUUUUUACCGGAGAGACAGGCAGAUAAAACAGUUAAAGGGAAACACUGACCCCUACAGGAUAAAAAUGGAAACUACACAAACAUUAAGUCCCCAAUCACCAAAUCCUCACCUGCAACGAAUGCAUCCAAGUGAUCCCUCAUCUUCCAAUGCUUUUCAUCUCUCCCACAUUAUGUAUUCAUCCGGCAUGGGACAGUCAACUGAACCCAUGCAAAUGGACGCUAUAAUGAACAACCACAGAGUGCCAACUCCUCCAUCCAUGCCUUAUCAUGAACUGUACUGCACUUUUCCUGGACACCCGCAGGACAAAGGAGAAAUGGGGUUUGGCUACAACUCAACUCCCACACACCAUCCAAUGUAUUCAACCCCAAAUAAUGUAUUCACACCAAGAAGCACGCCUUCAUCUUCUCCCUGUCCUGCACCAAGCUCAGCCACUGUUCUCUCCCAGGCUCCAUCCAUCCCUCCAUCGGACAUUUUUACUCCAAACUUUCUUAGUCAGCUCCUGAAAGGUGAGCAAGAUGAGGCCCAGCUGUGUGCCAAAGUCCUGGCUAGUCUGCAGAGAGAGCAAGCCAAUCGGGGGAAGCAUGACCGCCUAAAUACGUUCAGCAUCAUGUGCAAAAUGGCUGACCAGACUUUGUUUGGGCUUGUGGAGUGGGCCAGAAACAGCAAUCUGUUUAAGGAGCUCAAGGUUGAAGAUCAGAUGGUGCUUUUGCAAAGCUGUUGGAGUGAGCUGCUGGUCCUAGAUCACCUCUGUAGACAAGUCACUUAUGGCAAAGAGGGCUGUAUAUACCUGGUCACCGGUCAACAGAUUGAGGUGUCAACCAUUACAUCCCAGGCUGGACAUACACUAAGUAGCUUGGUAACAAGAACCCAGGACCUUGUUUCUAAACUUAAGGCACUUCACUUCGAUAGACAUGAGUUCGUUUGUCUUAAACACCUUGUUCUUUUCAACCCAGAUGUGAAAUCUGUGAAAAGCCGAAGACAAGUGGAGCAGACUCAAGAGAUGGUAAACAGGGCCUUAAUGGAGCACACCCAGUGGAAUCAUCCAGGACAGUCAGACAAGUUUGGCCAGCUGCUUCUCCGGCUACCCGAGGUCCGCAGCAUUAGUUUGCAGGUCGAGGACUAUUUGUAUCAACGCCACCUUCUUGGAGAUUUACCCUGCAACUCCCUACUUGUAGAGAUGCUACACGCCAAGAACAACUGAAAAGGUGUUGAAGUGAGACACUAGAGUGGUCCAAGUUUGCUGCUGUGAAUAUUUGUUCCAACUUCUUACAAAUUCAGCAGUCCAGUUUGCUUUCACAUACAG
Nematolebias whitei (Rio pearlfish) is the source of this 1698-nucleotide messenger RNA. RefSeq names its product nuclear receptor subfamily 5, group A, member 5 (gene nr5a5). Gene Ontology annotation, cellular component: RNA polymerase II transcription regulator complex. The record is from RefSeq and is a predicted model, not a curated record. The coding region runs from base 1 to 1596 and encodes 531 amino acids. Lineage: Eukaryota; Metazoa; Chordata; Actinopteri; Cyprinodontiformes; Rivulidae. The transcript is spliced from 7 exons. Gene Ontology annotation, biological process: hormone-mediated signaling pathway; tissue development; regulation of transcription by RNA polymerase II. Gene Ontology annotation, molecular function: zinc ion binding; RNA polymerase II cis-regulatory region sequence-specific DNA binding; nuclear receptor activity.